Molecule: messenger RNA, 1253 nt
Organism: Desarmillaria tabescens
Lineage: Eukaryota; Fungi; Basidiomycota; Agaricomycetes; Agaricales; Physalacriaceae
Product: glycoside hydrolase family 18 protein
Exons: 11
Coding region: 176-1150 (324 amino acids)
Biological process (GO): carbohydrate metabolic process
Molecular function (GO): hydrolase activity, hydrolyzing O-glycosyl compounds
Source: RefSeq, a predicted model, not a curated record
GUUGCACUCGGGUCGCUACAGAUUCUCGGAUAACUCUAUUUUCUUGAAACCACCUGCGUGCGGAGCUCUCUGACAUGCCGAGCCCCUUGUAUGUUGCAUCCAACGACGUUGCAUCCAUGGAUAUAAAGCAUACAAAUGAGUGAAGAAACGCCAUUCCACCAAGCUCAUACACGAGAUGGUUUGCAGCCUUACAGCUACUCUGAUUUCCGCUCUGAUUUUCUCUUACCUCGUACGAGCCAGCCCCGUCAACUUGACAGUCUUUGAUGGCAAGGCGCGCGAAAUACUCGAACGCUCGACUCCCGCCCCUCCGCAUUGGGUGAUCUAUUCUGACACCGGCACAAGUACGACGGGCCCGCCUGAUGUAUCUGACAUUGAUGGAUUCACAGUAUUCUCCUUGUCAUUCCUCCUCAUGGCUGGCGCUUGGGAUAAGGCUUACGAAUGGACCACUCUCACCGAUGACGAGAGGACUGACAUUAAAUCCCAGUACGCAACAGCUGGUGUCAAGUUAUUAGUGUCUGUCUUUGGCUCUUCCGAUGUUCCCACCACAUCCAGAGCAGAUCCCAUAGCGACUGCUGACACUAUGGCCGCCUGGGUUAAGCAGUACAAUCUCGAUGGCAUUGAUGUCGACUACGAGGACUUUACUGCUUUCGACGCAGGUGACGGCAAAGCUGAGCAAUGGUUGGCAGACUUCACGACACAGCUUCGUGUAACCCUCCCAAAGGAUUCUUACAUUCUUACGCAUGCUCCGGUCGCGCCGUGGUUCUCUCCUACACACUAUGGCGGUGGAGGAUAUCUCAAGGUUCAUGAGAUGGUCGGCGACAUGAUUGAUUGGUAUAACGUCCAAUUCUACAAUCAGGGGACAGACGAAUACACCACCUGCGAUGGCUUAUUAAACACGUCUUCCGACACCUGGAAUGGCACGGCCUUGUUCCAGAUUGCCGAUAACGGCGUAGACCUUUCCAAGCUCGUUAUCGGAAAACCUGCAACAGCUAGCGAUGCUUCCAACGGUUACAUGGAUCCGGACACUUUAGCAACCUGCCUUGCGACUGCCAAAGAUCGAGGAUGGGAUGGAGGUGCGAUGGUGUGGCAGUACCCUCACGGAGAUGAGUCCUGGAUUAAUACUGUCAGGGCGAAGUCAUGGCCGGUUUAGCUUUUAUGCUUUUCUUUCAUCAAUUACUACCUCUCAAUACCUUAUUUUCUAUCCCAUUUGACCUCGGGAAAGUUCUAUGCGUGAUUCGAUGCCGAUCAGCCGA